This is a messenger RNA of Lasiodiplodia theobromae, 1467 nucleotides long. RefSeq names its product 4-aminobutyrate aminotransferase. The transcript is spliced from 5 exons. The record is from RefSeq and is a predicted model, not a curated record. The coding region runs from base 1 to 1467 and encodes 488 amino acids. NCBI's taxonomy places the organism in Eukaryota, Fungi, Ascomycota, Dothideomycetes, Botryosphaeriales, Botryosphaeriaceae. Gene Ontology annotation, cellular component: mitochondrion. Gene Ontology annotation, molecular function: pyridoxal phosphate binding. Gene Ontology annotation, biological process: GABA catabolic process.
AUGUUGGCCUCAAAUUUCACCGCACGCCGCUCGCUGUGCGUUGCGGCGCGGCGAAAUGCCUCGAGCGCGAGUGCGGCCUUGUUUAACCGCGAGCCUGCGGCACCGCGGAUACGCACCACUUCGCUCCCUGGCCCGGAAGCUCAGGCUGCCGUCAGCCAGCUCGACCGCGUCUUCGACACGCGCAGCUUGAACAUGCUUGUCGACUACGAUCAGUGCUGCGGCAACUACCUCGCCGAUGUGGACGGAAAUGUCUUCCUCGACGUCUUCUCGCAGAUCGCCUCCAUCCCCAUCGGCUACAAUAACCCUGCUCUCGCUCGCACCGCCUCCUCUCCCUCCAUGGUCAGCGCCCUCAUCAACCGGCCCGCGCUUGGCAAUUUCCCCUCCCGUGACUGGGCCGAGAUCCUCUCCACUGGGCUCUUGCGUGCCGCGCCGCAAGGCUUGGAUCAAGUCUUUACCGCAAUGGCCGGCUCCGAUGCAAACGAAACAGCAUACAAGGCCGCCUUCAUGUGGCGCCGUGCACAAGAGCGUGGCUCGGCUGACUUCACUGACGCUGAGCUGAGCUCCGUCAUGCUUAAUCAAGCCCCCGGCUCGCCGAACUACUCGAUACUGUCCUUCAGCUCUGGCUUCCACGGCCGCCUGUUCGGCAGUCUGUCGACGACACGGAGCAAGGCGAUACACAAGCUGGAUAUUCCUGCCUUUGACUGGCCUGUCGCCCCCUUCCCGAAGCUGCGCUACCCCCUCGAAGCGCAUCAGGCAGAGAAUGAGGCAGAGGAGCACAGGUGCCUGCGUGAAACGGAGAAGAUCAUCGAUCAGUUCCGUAAUCCUGUCGCGGCAGUGGUCAUUGAGCCCAUCCAGUCAGAGGGCGGAGAUAAUCACGCAAGCCCAGCUUUCUUCCGUGGCUUGCGAGAAUUGACGAAGCGCAAGGGCGUCUUGAUGAUUGUCGACGAGGUUCAGACUGGUGUGGGUGCGACUGGGAAGCUCUGGGCUCACGAGCACUGGGGUCUCACAUCUCCACCAGAUAUGGUCACCUUCUCCAAGAAGGCCCAAGCUGCAGGCUUCUACUAUGGCGAUGCCAGUUUGAGGCCGAACAAGCCAUACAGGCAGUUCAACACUUGGAUGGGAGACCCCGCGCGAGCGUUGAUCUUCCGCACCAUUCUGGAAGAAAUUGAACGGCUUCGCUUGGUCGACAACACUUCGUCCGUGGGUGGUUAUCUUUAUAGCCGGCUCGACAGCCUUUCUCGCCAAUUCCCCGAUGAGAUCCAGAAUCUGCGCGGCAAGGAUCGCGGCACCUUCAUUGCUUGGGACAGCCCGCGCAGGGAUGCGAUUAUCAAGACCGCUAAGUCAAAGGGUGUCAAUAUGGGAGGCAGUGGCGAGAGAACCAUAAGAUUGAGGCCCAUGCUUAUCUUUCAGAAACAUCACGCCGACAUCCUACUCGAUACACUCGAACAGAUAUUCAAAAGCGCCUGA